AUGAAACUUCUAUAUCUAUUAGAACAAAUCUUCAAAAUUUCUUCAGUAUUUUGUUUAAUUGUCGCUUCAUUUGAACGAUUUCGUAUAACACGACACUGGACAUUUACUGGAUUUGGUGUACGAACUCGUUGGAUUAUACUCUUUUUUAUACUCUUUUUUGCUGUCGUUUUCAAAAUUUUCACAGUCUCAGUAAGUUUUUUAACGACUAUAUUUUAUAUAUGCAUACAUAUAUAA
Molecule: messenger RNA, 234 nt
Organism: Dracunculus medinensis (Guinea worm)
Lineage: Eukaryota; Metazoa; Nematoda; Chromadorea; Rhabditida; Dracunculidae
Source: the annotation of a GenBank genome assembly